Gambusia affinis (western mosquitofish) is the source of this 1192-nucleotide messenger RNA. RefSeq lists its product as uncharacterized. Lineage: Eukaryota; Metazoa; Chordata; Actinopteri; Cyprinodontiformes; Poeciliidae. The transcript is spliced from 5 exons. Gene Ontology annotation, biological process: response to bacterium. The record is from RefSeq and is a predicted model, not a curated record. Bases 1 to 1050 code for a protein of 349 amino acids.
AUGGCAUUUGCACACUUCUUUCCAACAUGCCUCGUCUUAUGCUUGGUUCUGGAAACUCAUCUGACAUCAUGUUCAAUCGUACACCAAGAGAGCAGCUUCACAUCAGCCCAUGUCGGGGGCAAUGUGACCUUUCGAUGUUUCUACAAAGGUGACGAUUCGGCAUGGAUCUGCUGGUACAAACAAAGCCUGGGGCAGAAGCCAAAGCUCAUUUCGAGCUUCUAUAGCUAUGGAAAUAAAAUGACGUUUUAUCAUGAAUAUCAGAACAGUCAUCGCUUCCAGAUGGAUGCAGAGAAUCACACUUACUACCUCACGGUUUCGGACCUACGUGUUUCAGACUCAGCGACUUACUACUGCACAGUUAACUAUGCAAAGGUGGUGACUUUUGCAGAGGGACAAACAGUUAGUGUUAGAGAUUCGGGUUUUGACAGUCAGGCUUCAGUCGACCAGCCAAAGUACGUCACCAUCCCACCGGGAGGCUCUGUGACUCUCAACUGCACAGUACAAACUGGGAGCUGUGGUGGAGAACACAGAGUUUACUGGUUCAGAAACUCUGAUGGCUCUCCACCAGGACUGGUUUAUGGACACGAAGCCAAGAAUGAGCAGUGUGAGACGAAUCCCUGCAGACAGACACACACCUGUGUGUAUGACCUGCCUGUGGAGAACCUGGAUGCGUCUCAUGCCGGGACCUACUACUGCGCUGUCGCCUCCUGUGGACACGUCGUUUUUGGAGACGGAACCACGCUGAAUUUCUCCUUAGGAGAAGAAAACCUCUUGGUGUACCUCUGUGUGGGAUCUCUGUUUGGGUCCGUCACCACAGCCCUGGUUGUUUUACUGGUUGUCUUUGUGAGCAGGAGAAAGAGAAGACUUCACCAAGCCACAGAGUCCAGACUGCCUGUGGCCCGGAGAACAAUAACCGAGGAUAAUAAUCCCAGAGUCUCAGGCGACCUCCACUAUGCAUCUAUAAAUGUUGAGUCAUCCAGCAGAUCACAGAAACAGAGCAGGAGCAGCCAGUCUGUCUGUGUCUACUCUAGUGUAAACCGUGAGAAAUGAAGAUCCUCUACUGUACUUUUCAUAGGCGGUGAAUGUUUUUUGUUCUCUGAAUUGAGAUAAACGUUGUAAGGUUUAAAUAAGAUGUCAAAUUUAUUUCUUUAGGAUCUUUUUUUAGCUAAGGCAGCUUUCUAUUUUUGUUGUU